AAGCAACAGUACUCAUAGGGAGCCAAGUGUGGACCGACCUGUUACGAUAUUAUUCUAUAAAGAAAACGCAAAGGAUUUUUUUAUUAUCCAUAUUUAAUUCUGAUAUUAGAUACAUUUGUAUUACUUACGACCGUAAGAAUAGUCGGUUGUCGGGUUAUUGUUGAAUGAAGAGAGCGUACAGAGGUUUCGAGAAGAAGCGGUGGAAGCAGGAGGCGCGCGCCGCUGUAGGGCUGAUGCGCGCGGCCUGUCCGUCAGCAGCGGCCCGCCAUGGCGGAGACCAAGAUCAUCUAUCAUCUCGAUGACCAGGAGACUCCCUAUCUCAUCAAACUACCCAUACCAGCCGAUAGCGUCACCCUCGCCGACUUCAAGAAUGUCAUUAAUAAACCCAACUACAAAUUUUUCUUCAAAUCCAUGGACGAUGAUUUCGGGGUGGUGAAGGAAGAGAUAUCUGAUGACAACGCUAAACUACCCUGCUUCAACGGACGUGUUGUGUCGUGGCUGGUGUCUGCAGACGGCUCUCAUGGUUCUGACAGUGGCUCUGUAUGCACAGACGCUCAAGCCGAGCUGCCGCCCCCUCUGGAGAGGACAGGAGGCAUUGGAGACUCCAGACCCCCUUCCUUCCAUGCGAAUGCUGCUGGGAGUCAAAAUGACCUGGAAAAAGAUACAGAACGUGAAGUCGGUCCAUCGCUGCGGAGAGACAGAGAAAGAGAGAAAGAUAAAGAGAGGGAUAAAGAAAGGCCUCGUAGGAAGGACACGCAUGACCAUGGAGGCAGGUUGAACGGUCACUCACGGCCGGAGCGCAGGCCAGACGCCGCUGGUUACGAGAGCUCCUCAACACUGAUGAGCAGUGAGCUGGACACAACCAGUUUCUUUGACUCUGAGGAGGAUGACUCUGUUAGCAGGUUUAGCGGCUCUACGGAGCAGAGCACAUCAUCACGUCUGAUAAGACGCCAUCGACGCCGUAGACGGAAACCCAAAGCACCCAAGAUGGAUAGGUCCUCGUCGUUCAGCAGUAUAACUGACUCCACCAUGUCUCUGAACAUCAUAACUGUCACAUUAAACAUGGAGAAGUAUAAUUUCCUUGGCAUUAGUAUAGUGGGGCAGAGUAAUGAGAGGGGUGAUGGGGGCAUCUACAUCGGCUCCAUCAUGAAGGGUGGCGCGGUGGCCUCAGAUGGGCGCAUUGAACCUGGUGACAUGCUUUUGCAGGUGAACGAUAUCAAUUUCGAGAAUAUGAGUAAUGACGAUGCAGUAAGGGUGCUGAGAGAAAUAGUCCAUAAACCUGGCCCCAUCACGCUGACUGUUGCAAAAUGUUGGGAUCCGAACCCUCGUAGCUGUUUCACCCUACCACGAAGUGAGCCGAUCCGUCCCAUAGACCCUGCCGCCUGGGUGUCUCACACAGCUGCAAUGACAGGAACGUACCCAGUGUACGGUAUGAGCCCUUCCAUGAGCACAAUCACCUCCACCAGCUCCUCCAUCACAAGCUCCAUUCCAGAGACUGAGCGGUUUGAGGAAUUCCACCUGUCCAUUCAUAGUGACAUGGCAGCCAUAGCCAAAGCCAUGGCAUCACCGGAGUCGGGAUUGGAGGUACGAGACAGAAUGUGGCUGAAGAUCACCAUCCCCAAUGCUUUCAUAGGUUCAGAUGUGGUAGAUUGGCUGUAUCAUCGCGUGGAGGGCUUCACAGACCGGCGGGAAGCACGCAAAUACGCCAGCAACCUGCUGAAAGCGGGUUACAUCCGCCAUACCGUUAACAAAAUCACCUUCUCUGAACAGUGCUAUUACAUCUUUGGUGAUCUCUGUGGCAACAUGGCCAGUCUCGCCUUGCAUGACCAUGACGGUUCUAGUGGGGCGUCUGACCAGGACACGCUUGCUCCGUUGCCCCACCCUGGGGUAGCCCCCUGGCCUCUGUCUUUUCCUUAUCAGUACCCCAUCCCUCAUCCGUACAAUCCCAACCCUGUACACGAUCCCACCUCCAGCUUUAUCGCAGGGGCAGCCAGUGCUGGCAGUCCACACAGUGAAGGCAGUCAUAGCAGUGGUUCGAAUCGCAGCGGAAGCAAAAAUGAUACAAACGCAGCGGCUGGAGCGCAGGAGUCCGGAGCCAGAUCUGGCAGUGGAAGCGAGUCUGAAAAAAGAGACAAGGCUCCGAGCGAGCACUCCGCAGUGGCCGCUAGCGAACACAGCGUACGUAGCACACACACCAUCCGGAGCGUUCACAGUGCCCACUCUCACGCCCAGAGCCUGGUGUGUGGGCCGCCCGGCCUCCCACCCCAGCCACAGACACCCGUAACGACGGCACCGGGCUCACCUCCUGGACGAGACUUGUCCUCAGUGCCGCCUGAACUCACAGCCUCACGCCAGUCUUUCCGCAUGGCCAUGGGAAACCCCAGCGAGUUCUUCGUUGAUGUCAUGUGAUCUCAACCCGUGCCCGACUCCAAACUGUGAAAUAAAGAACAAAAGAUCAGUGGAAGAUAAGAGUACUUUAAUGAAGAUGGUAAUGUGCGUCCAUCCUGUUUUUCCUUCUGUGUCCUGUGGCUUGUAGUUUCUUCAGUGAAGAAGACUGGAACAGAUGGAAGGCCCAUACAGUAUAUCCCAUGAUGCUCUCUGAGACAUGGGAUGCAGUAAGAGUGAAAGCUUGCUGGGUUUUGUGUACUUUUUAUGCAUUUUUACAUUUUGUCAACCUCAAGCUAAACCCCAUUUAGUUCAAAGAUGAGAGAAUAACCAAGAGAGGGAGUGAAGGCAUGAGAUUUGGGAUGAAGGUGUGAUUUUUGUAUCUUCUCCACAUGACUCAUCUUUUGCUUUUUAAAGGAUGUACGUAAAUAAUUUUUAAUGAUUAAAAAAAGACAAGCUAUCAAUAGAUAGAAAUUUGCAAUUAUUUUAUAUUUAUGUCUGAUGUUUUAUUAUUUCUGCUAACAAUCGUGAGAGAUGAAGAGUCGGCCUUGCUCUUUGAAACAAAAUGAAUUAUUCAAUAUGAUACAGGAUGUUCAAAUUAAAGACAACAUGAAGUGAUUCAACUCAUUUUACUUUAGUUAUGUUACGCAUUACCAUGUAAAACUGAACUGUACAAAUAAAAAAAAUUUCUUGGAUAUGAAAAGUGGACGUUAGAUGCCAAAAUGGAGCCAGACCUAAAUAUGGGUUUGCCCGAUCACCACUCACAUUCUGAAAACCAGAAACCACCCACUUUUAAAAAGUUCAGCAAGUUUAACCCCAAAUUCAGCACUGGCAUUAAAUUAUUUCAUCAACUAAAUGCAAGAUUGUAGAAAUAACGUAUUUUUGCAUAUACAGUAUGUUGUAUAAUGUCUUUCAUUGUGAGAUGUCUAGUCCUGUCCUGUUAUAAUACUGCAUUACCCCUGCUGUAGUUCAGUAAGAGUAUAGGGGUUUGAAAUGGAUCUGGAAUUUUUUAUAUUUAUGAUCCAGCACGCACACGCCUGAAUGAAUACGAUGCACUAUAAUGUAAUUUACUCUCUCACUCCUCCCUGAACAACACAGUACUUAUUAUGUUAAUAUUUUGUCAUUAACUAUCAGCACUCUGUAUUCUUUGCAGUCGGUUUAUUUCUAUGUAAACCUUCCUUAUUAUCUCAGAUACAUUUAUUACAUUUUUAAUUACUGGAAACAGAUUAACAGUGUUAAAUGGUUCAAUUUAAUACUCAGUGUACACUGUUUUAUGAUGAAACAAAUUGUUUUAUUUAUAAAUAUAGUUUAUUGCCUAAAAAUGA
Messenger RNA from Paramisgurnus dabryanus, 3710 nucleotides. Lineage: Eukaryota; Metazoa; Chordata; Actinopteri; Cypriniformes; Cobitidae. The record is from RefSeq and is a predicted model, not a curated record.